GGAAGAUUAAAUAAAUAAAUAAAUAGGAAAAACAAAAAAAGAGAAGAAGAAAAAUCUUCAUCGAUCUUCAUCUUUAUUUACUAAUCCACCAUUCUCGUUCUUCUUCACUGUGAAUUUUGAGUCCAAUGAUCGUCGUCACUACCUGAAUUUUCCCUCCGCCGUAGUCACUUUGAAGAAGAAGAAGAAGAAGAAGAAAAAAAAGUUUUAACAGUUGGUUCUACUGGAGUUUUUUUUUUCUUUUUCUGGUUUCACACUUGUUGACUCCUUCACUGGCCAAACAAAAAAAAAAACUCUCGGAAGAGUCUUCUUCAUAGGGAAGAGUGUUAAAAGGUAAGGAGCGAUGUUCAAGGAAGCUGGCUUAAGAAGCUUAGGAGAGGAUGUUGUUGGUUCGAGGUGGACUAUUGGUAAUCGGAAACUGGAUGCUAAGUCUGCUGCCAAUACCAAUUCUGGUCAUCCUUUUGGAUUUAAGAGUGCGCCUCCAUUGUCCUCUGCAACUAAACCCGCCGCUAGAGGUAAUAAUAAUAACUAUGGUGGCUCAAGUUCAGAUGAAGAGACAUUCGAGAGGCAACACUCACCUCAACGCUCUCCUCAAGAUUAUAAAAUUCAUGUUCGUUUGCCUCACGUAUAUAAUAUGGCAGCUCAAAAUGGACUUGGACGUAAUGGUGCAAAGGUCUUUGGUGCUGAUGAGUUUUCAGACUCAGCUACAAGCACUGAAGUUUCAUAUGAAGCAGAAGCUUGUGGUGUGCGGAACAAUGUAUCUUCCCAUAAUGAAUUUGAAAGAAGAAAUGUUGAGGCUGGAACUUCAGGAAGGCCCCAGAACGGGACAAUCACUUCAACCAGUUCAUUGCCUCGUUUUCCCACCUUUCAUGCCAGUGAGCAAGGUCCAUGGUCUGCCAUGAUUGCCUAUGAAGCCUGUGUGCGGCUAUGUCUUCAUUCAUGGUCAACAGAUAGUGUCAGCGAAGCUUCUUACUUCCUGAACAAUGAAUGCAAGAUAAUGAGGAAUGCAUUUAGUUUGCAGAGGUUUUUUCUUCAAUCUGAAGAAGAGUUACUGGGAAAGGGACCUUCUGAGUUGGUUACCGAGACAUCUGCUCCAAAAUCUAAGAAGACUAUUGGAAAGAUUAGACUCCAAGUUCGUAGAAUUAAAAUGGGAUUAGAUCCACCUCCUGGCUGUAACAUUGCAACACUAAAGGUCUCCAAGGAAAAACUCGAUGUUGUUCGUCACCAUAUUGAGGAACUGAAUUCGACUUUAUCUUCUGGCUGGAAAGCAGCCAAGAAAGUUCAUGUCACUCCCCAAGUUCCUCUUAAUGGUUCACUUUCGCGUCAAAGUUUGGCUUACCUGCAGGCUGCUGCUCGCUACCUUAAGCAGGUUUCCAAGGCCGUUAAAAACGAAAUUGUUACAUCUCACACUGGACCGCAGACUUAUGAAGCAGUACAAGAAACAUAUUCAUGUUCAUUGAGGUUAAAGAGCUCUGCUGAAGAGGAUCAAAUUAAGACGCAACCUGGAUCUGGCGAGACGUUUAUUUUUUUACCAGAUAGUCUUGGUGAUGAUUUGAUUACCGAAGUUCGAGAUUCGAAGGGGCAACUUCUUGGCCGUGUCGUAGCUCAGCUAGCAGCUAUAGCUGAUGAUCCGCAGAGUGACAAACUGCGAUGGUUGCCAAUAUAUCAUGAACCAGAGCAUGAACUAAUUGGGAGAAUCCAACUUCAGUUUACUUACUCAAGUAGUUUAGAUGAAAAAACCAAAUGUGGGUUAGUGGCAGAAACUUCAGCGUAUGAUCUUGUCCUCGAGGUGGCUAUGAAAGAGGAACGGUUUCAGCGAAAAAAUUUAUUGUUUAAGGGACCAUGGCAUUGGAUGAUAACUCGAUUUGCAUCCUAUUACGGCGUUUCAGAUGCAUACACUAGAUUAAGAUAUCUUUCUUAUGUCAUGGAUGUCGCAUCGCCUACCAAGGAUUGUCUUGAUCUGAUUUAUGAUUUUCUACUCCCUAUUAUAAUGAAAAGCAACUACAAGGCUGUAUUGAGUCAUCAAGAGAAUCGAUUACUUGGGGAAAUUGACGAACAAAUUCAACAGAUUCUCGCUUCAGCAUUUGAGAAUUAUAAAUCACUUGAUGAACUGUCUUUCUCCGGGAUGAAAGAUGUUUUCGAAUCUGCUACGGGGACUCCAGCACCUGCUAUAGAAUCAGCUGUCAAGCUCUAUGGUCUUCGCAAUGAUGUAUUAACCCCUGAGGCACAGUUGAAACUCUGCAGAUAUUUUCAGGCUGCUUCAAAGAAGAGGUCAAGAAGACAUUUAUUGGAAACAAACGAUUUACUCAACCGUAGUGAAGGUGCACCAGUUGAUCCCAUGGCGCUUCCAGCUUCUUAUCAAAAGAUGAAGUCUCUAAUCUUGAGCCUUAAAAAUGAAAUAUCCAGUGACAUAGCGAUCCAUAACUGCAAUGUGCUUCCAAGCUUUAUAGACCUUCCAAAUUAUUCAGCGGCAAUAUAUAGUGUUGAUCUCUGCAAUAGGCUCCGGGAAUUUCUUCUUGUAUGGCCUCCUCCUGGACCAUCACCUGCGGUUGUUGAGCUAGUUAUUACGACUGCUGAUUUUCAGAGAGAUAUAUCUAGCUGGAACAUAAAUCCUAUUAAAGGUGGCGUUAAUGCCAAGGAGCUUUUCUAUUCAUAUAUUACAACCUGGAUUGAAGAGAAAAGACGAGUUUUAUAUGAACUCUGCAAGCUAGAGACGUCAAAAGCAUGUGGCGAGAUUCCGGGAUUGACUUCUCCAUUUGUCGAUGAGAUGUAUGAAAGACUCAAUGGGACACUUGAUGAAUACGAUAUCAUCAUUAGGCGAUGGCCAGAAUACGCAAUAUCCUUGGAGAAAGUUGUAGCAGACUCAGAAAAGGCAAUAGUUGAAGCCAUGGAGAAACAAUUUGCUGAGAUUUUGUCUCCGUUAAAGGAAAGUAAAAUAUUUGGCCUGAAAAUUGUCCAGAAAUUUACCAAAGGCACUCCUAAUCCUUAUUCUGUUCCAAAAGAGCUUGGAGUUCUUCUCAACUCAAUGAAAAGAGUGCUUGACAUUUUACGCCCGAGUAUAGAGAACCGAUUCAAAUUGUGGAAUUCAUAUAUCCCUGAUGGAGAAAAUAGAGUCUUGGGAGAGCGGUUAAGUGAGGUGACAGUUUUGUUAAGAGCCAAAUUCAGAAGUUAUAUGCAAGCGCUUGUGGAGAAACUCGCAGAGAAUACGAGGAUACAAAGUCAGAUGAAGCUAAAGACCAUCAUCCACGACUUAAGAGAAACCACAGCAGAACCGGAUGUUAGAAACAGAAUGACGGCAUUGAAGGAUUUGCUAGACAAAACAAUCGAUCAUCUACACGGUGUUUUCUUACCCGAUGUGUUUGUGUCAAUCUGCAGAGGAAUCUGGGACCGAAUGGGACAGGAUGUGCUUCGUCUUUUGGAAGAUAGGAAAGAUAAUGUGACUUGGCACAAAGGACCGAGGAUCGCAGUUUCUGUUUUAGAUGAAAUAUUUGCGACACAAAUGCAAAGCUUGCUUGGAAACGCAUUGAAGCCGGAGCACUUGGAGCCACCAAGAUCAAUGAUGGAACUCAGGUCUAUGCUAUGCAAAGAUUCUACAAAUCACAGAGAAGGAGGCUACAACUACUAGCAUCAGUGAUAGCCGGUGAAGAAUCUGGUUCUUUUUGUUUUACUGUGUUUGAUUCAUUGGCAUUGUAUGGUAUGGAGAAGUUAUGGGUUUUGCUAAGCGCAAAUGUAGUUAAAAAAAAAGGUUAAACAGAGAGUGUAACUGUACUGUAUGUAGUAAAAAGUUGAAAAGAAAAGAAAAAGAGACUCACAUUUUGUAACAACGGAGUUUAGUGAUGCAAAUCGUU
Messenger RNA from Camelina sativa (false flax), 3845 nucleotides. RefSeq lists its product as uncharacterized. Lineage: Eukaryota; Viridiplantae; Streptophyta; Magnoliopsida; Brassicales; Brassicaceae. The record is from RefSeq and is a predicted model, not a curated record.